CAUGUUCUUCCUUGUUUUGCAACAACAUACGCUAAAGCAGUUAAAUACAGAUGGAGAGAUUUGUCAUCAUUUGUCUUGUGCUCGCAUUGAUUUUUGUGCGGUUUUCUCUUCAAAAUGCUUUUAAUGUAACUGUAACACCGAACAUUGAAAAACUAUUUUAUUCCGAUUUUGAAGAAGAGCCCACAAAGAACAUAACAUGUGAAUCUAACUGCCCGAACUGCACACAUGAUUGGUAUUUUUAUGAAGACGGAAGAGAUGUGAAGAGAGUCGGAGGAAAAAUUUUACUCUUAAAUAACACUGUCGUCAGGAGGACCUAUAGUUAUUUCUUUUGUCGUGUUUUGGCAACAAAUAAGAACUAUACACAUAGCCCGAAGAUUUUUGUCAUUAUUGAAGAAAUCAGACCUACCACACUAACUCAAAGUAGUGUAUCGGUGACAAAGCCAAGUCUCAACACCCUGUACGCUAAUUCCACUUCUACCGUUAAGUCUGACGACAGUUUCUUAUUCAUUGUUACUGGUAUUUCUGGAGUAGCAUUUCUAAUCAUCACUGUAAUUGUGGUUGGAAUUCUUUGUUUGCGAGCAAACAAGAAGAGUACGUAUUUGAUAAAAAAUGAUACUACCCAAAAGAAAGAUCCUGCGUUAGAAUUGACGGAGAAUGUUCUCGAUAUUACUGCCGACGACGUACCUGAAAUGCCACCUUCGGCCCCUUCAGAUAACGAUACCACUGCAUCAGACGUUUACGCCGUCGUUAACAAGGAAAACAAAAAUGUGAAUCAAAUUCCUACCUACGCUGAAGUCCGUACCUCACAAAAAGGAAAGGACAACCAAAAAACGGAAAAGAAAUCUGAUGAGAAGGGAGAAAAUAAUCCUGGACAAAGCGCAAACAAAGAUGGAAUGGUUUACAUUGAAAUUGAUUUUAACGACAAGCCCUCCAAUGGAAAUGCCGUCUUGCAUGGAGCCGAAGACAAGAUAUUGUAUGUCGACAUAGACUCAGUCAAACAUGCUGAUCCACUUCCAAAGAAUGAAGGGGAAGGAAAUCAUGACUCCCAGCAAAAUGGGGAGAAAUAACAGGCAAAAUAAAAUGACAGUCGAAAAAUACAACCCUCUGGAAAUUUCAGUUUCCAUGACGCUUGUUAUGAACUGUAACAAUCAUUCCAAUAACCGCGUGGCAAUUUGCUUGAUCCACAUUAGUAAAAUUUCAUAUAUUGAAUACCUAAUUACCCAUUGAUGGGAUGUCUUACUUACAGUAAAAAUAAAGAGGUGAAAGUUAAUGCAAUAAGUUUAUUUGCUAUCGCCAUUUUACUGGAAAUUUUUUAAAACAUUUUUAAAUAUAAAACCGUCAAUCCUCCAUAAAAAAUCAAGAGAUCCAAAGGGGUUCUCAUAUCUCAUAUCUUGUUUUCUAAAACGUGAAAGACGUGUUUACUAAUAAUGUGGUCUCCUUGUUUCGUUUAUGAGUAGUUUUAAAGGAUUCAAAUACUGUACACAGGGAAAUAUUCGCCCCCGUUUUAUUUUAGCCCUAAUCUUGGUGGGGCGAAUUUAAAAAGGGGCGAAUUCAAAGAAUACAAUAUUAUUUCUUAAACAAACCUGUGACUGGGCGAAUUUAAAACGGGACAAAAUUGUUUGCAUGUGUGAAAGGGCGAAAAUAAAGCGGGGCGAAAAUAAUCCUGUAUACAGUAUAAGUAUUAAAAGGAACAAUUUAUACACUGUUCAUUUCUGUAAGUGUCUUGUUUAUUUGUUUCUUUUUUUUAUUCACACAACAUACAACAUUAAAUAAUUAUGUAUUAAUAUCCUUUUUUCAAGCAAACGAACAAAUUCUUUUUGAAAAUGUUGUGCAUAAAUACAUUCCUAUAAAAUGUGUUUUAUUGUCUCCUCUUCAGUACAUGUAUGUAGAACAUAGAGCCAUUUUUUAAAAUUUCAAAUAAGAAUGACUUUGUUGUUUAGAAUUUGUUUAUAAUCCUGUAGUAAGACCAUUGGCGUUAACAGUCUUUUGUUACCUGUCUGGUGUUACGUAAUUUUUUUCCCCAUUCCUGAGUACCAACUUCUUAAAACUCACUCCAGUGUGUUUUACCUGUUGAAACAGAAGAACUUUUAUACCAUAAUUUCAUAAUAGCAAUUUUUGCAUUUCAUUACUGUGUACAGUUAUUUGACCAGUUCCGAAUAAGAAACCGAUUCGGCGGUGCUCUAAAUAUACGAGGCAUUAUUUCAAAAUCUAAGUUUUUGUCAAGGUAGUUCAAUGACUUGUGGAAUUAAAUAUUGUUUCAUAAAAGU
Molecule: messenger RNA, 2267 nt
Organism: Saccostrea cuccullata (small rock oyster)
Lineage: Eukaryota; Metazoa; Mollusca; Bivalvia; Ostreida; Ostreidae
Exons: 8
Coding region: 51-1067 (338 amino acids)
Source: RefSeq, a predicted model, not a curated record